AUGGCUGGCGACGCUCCAGUUGGGACUACCGAGAAGAAUUCUAAGUAUAUGGGCAAGCGGGAGGACGCGAACGACGUGCCCGACAACGAGCCUGGGCUCUCGAAGAAGGAGCGGGCACAGGCGCAGCGACCUCCUGGGUCUCCCGCCGCCGACCAGCGAGGACACUGCGUCGCGUCUUCGCACAAGAACGAGAUCACGCCCAACGUUCCCACUGGGCACCCGCCCGUUCGGCCCGUCAUCUCCUUCGACCAGCUCGACAUCCCAGCCGAGCUCCAAUCCGCCUUCGACGGUUUCAAAACACCCACGCUCAUACAAGCGUGCUCUGGCCGCCCGCACUGGAGGGUGUCGGUAUCGCGGAGACCGGAAGCCCAUACACCUAGUGGAAAGGUCCUCGCGUUCGGCCUCCCCGCACUCUCACGCCUCGUCGCGUCUCCUCUACCCGCGUCCGACAAGAAGUCGAAGCGGAAGAACAAGGGUCACGCAACCACCGUGUCAGUCCUCGUCGUCGCCCCCCACGCGCGAGCUCGCGCGAAACGUUGGAGAAGCUCGGUGCGCCGCUGGGGAUCGCGAGCAUCGCCGAUCAAGAUGCUCAAGAACGCACAGGGCGGCGGGCUGACGACGCAGAUCGCGGUGGGGACCCCCGGGCGGAUACUGGAAUUGCGGAACGAGGGUGCGUGUGAUCUCAGCAAGGUCUCGUACCUGGUCCCCGAUGAGGCGGGCUGGAUGCUGGACAGGGGUUUCGAGAACGAUAUCCGCAAUACCACCAGGUUGACGAUGCAGGGUGCUGAGCGACAGACGCUGAUGUUCAGCGCGGCAUGGUCUGAUUCGGUGCGCAGGCUCGCGGUGACGUUCCAGCGUGACCCGGUCCGGGUCACUGUCGGCAGCGAAAACCUGACUGCGAACAGCAGGUUGGAGCAGGUCGUGGAGGUGUCUGACAACACGAGGAAGAAGGACCCUGCGGGCUGCGACGCCGAACUCCGAAGCUUCGAUUUGAAGCGAGGCGAAUCCUGGCACGAGGACCAGACGUUGUUCGGAGUCCGGUCGAAGGCGGCCCGUCUCCGGAUUCCAAUCCGACUCGGGCGGGAUGAGUCGGACGGUCCUUGGGUGCGCCGCGCCGUCUCCUCCGUUAUCGCGCAUCACACAUACAUGGCCACCCCACUUCCUAUGCUCCCAACAAUCUCGGAGACCUACUCAUUCUUGUUGUCGUACUCCUACUGGAACAUAGCAGCCACCACAUUCGUGACCUUUGAUGGGAUUCUCACGCUGGGUCGGGAGGCAAAGGUGUAUUGGGGCAGGAAAACCAGCCUGUCGGCGGCCCUGUACUACGGCAACAAAUAUUUUUACCUGGCGUCAACGGUGCUCUUCUACUGGGAGCUGUCAAGAGGCGCGCUCUCAAACCAGGCGUAUGUUACUCCUUGUCGACUCACCGUUUCUCAGAACGUUGUGACUGUAUUUUGGGCAGUAUUUACCUCUCUUCGAGCGUAUGCUCUAAGUCACAUGCGGACCCUCUCCGUAUCAAUUUUCGUCUUGUCCAUCGUCCCCCUCGUCGUGAACAUCGUCACAGCGUUCUUCAUACCGACUGCCAGUCGACCGUUAUUGGGGUGCGUUGCCCAGAUCAAUGACCGAAAGUUCUUCGAUGUCGAUGCCAUCAUUCUACUUAUCGUGGACAUCCUGCAGCUCAUCGUGUCCGUCUUCGUGUGGGCCACUUCGGAGCUCAACGAUGCCCUUCUCCAUAUCGCCCACGUGGCGCUAUUUUGCACGCCGCUUGCAAACGUGAUCAUGACACACUUCCUUCUCGACCUCCAAGAAGCGAGCCAGAACACGCCUGUUUUCGACUCGGGCGACAUACUGUACUCAUCGGACCACGAGCAUAGGCAGUGCGCGGAGGUGCCGGAAGAGCACGAGCUCCACGACGCGCGGAGCUGA
Molecule: messenger RNA, 1926 nt
Organism: Epithele typhae
Lineage: Eukaryota; Fungi; Basidiomycota; Agaricomycetes; Polyporales; Epitheliaceae
Product: P-loop containing nucleoside triphosphate hydrolase protein
Exons: 20
Coding region: 1-1926 (641 amino acids)
Biological process (GO): rRNA processing
Cellular component (GO): nucleolus
Molecular function (GO): RNA binding; ATP binding; RNA helicase activity
Source: RefSeq, a predicted model, not a curated record